Messenger RNA from Rhopilema esculentum, 3583 nucleotides. RefSeq lists its product as uncharacterized. NCBI's taxonomy places the organism in Eukaryota, Metazoa, Cnidaria, Scyphozoa, Rhizostomeae, Rhizostomatidae. The record is from RefSeq and is a predicted model, not a curated record. Gene Ontology annotation, molecular function: oxidoreductase activity, acting on the CH-OH group of donors, NAD or NADP as acceptor. Gene Ontology annotation, cellular component: cytosol.
AGAACAACACCAACAGCAUUAGACUUGUCAGGCCUUUCCCGCCUCAAAGUUAACUUUGAAUGGUGUCACUUUAGAUAUGUUUAAAAGGGUGUUCAGCCGUUUAAUGGGGAUUUUAUGACUCGUUCUUAGGGUGUUCUAGGGGUUUUCAGCCUGCUCUCAGUCUUUUAGAACCGACGUUGAUCUGAUCGGGUUUACCGCCUGUUUCGUUCCGCAAAAUGGCGUCGUUGGGAAGAAGCAAGGCCAACAAGACAAUCGUGAUUACAGGGGUGACAGCCGGUCUUGGACUGGCAAUGUGUGAGUAUUUUGUCGAAAGAUCCCACAUUGUUAUUGGCUGUAGCAGAAGAGCUGACAAAAUCGAUGAAAUGAAUAACAAAUUCUCCAAAGACAAGGGUAAAUUUUUUUGCGUUGAUGUCAGCUCAGACGAAGAGGUUGAAGAAUGGGCAAAAACCGUGAUCCAACAAUUCGGUUCACCAGACCUCCUUAUCAACAAUGCAGGAAUUAUAAAUAGGAAUGAAAGAUUGUGGAAUAUUUCAGCUGAAGAAUUCGAUAAAGUGAUUGAUGUUAAUAUCAAAGGAACUGCAAAUUGUAUACGCCACUUUGUUCCAAGCAUGGUGGAAGCACAGAAAGGUGUCAUUGUUAAUUUUUCGUCUACAUGGGGAAAAACAGUAUCUGGUGAAGUCGCCCCCUAUUGUUGCACAAAAUGGGGUAUCGAGGGUUUAUCCAAAGCACUGGCUCUGGAACUGCCGGCUCCCAUGGCUUGUGUUCCUUUGAACCCUGGAGUUAUUAACACUGAAAUGCUACAAACAACUUUUGGAAGUAGUGCAAAGUACCACAUGACCCCUAAAACAUGGGCCAAAAGUGCUGGAGACCUGAUACUGAGCAUUGACAGAAGUUUCAAUGGAAAGAGCCUUGAUGUGUGACAAAUUCUUAAUUCAGAUCUGAAACAAGUGUGCAUGAUUUGAUGUAGUUUAAUGAGACCUAGACAGAAUAGUUUUGAUGGGGUACAUUUUUUAAUGUGUCACUCAAUUUUUUUACCAUAAACCGUAUUCAAGACUAUUUAUCUAUGUAUGUAGCAAUUAUUAUAAAUUAAAUGUUCACUAUGGUUCAGUUUACUUUAAAUAAUCUAAAUUUAAAUACAUAAAUUAUUACUAUAUAGCAUACAUUUGGCAUGUCUUUGGUACUAAUAGAAUUGUCUCUUUUUACAAAGCAACAUCUUUCUUUGGCCUACCUCUUCCAACUGGAACUACUGUCACUGUUUUGCAUUUACUUUAGGCUGAAAUAUGCUAUGCAUUCAAUUUAAUUUGAUUAAACGAAACAUCAAAAAUUGCACAGUGUAAACACUGGAUUGAAUGUCUUAAUGGCUGUUUUGACAAAGUGAAACUUUUUUAAAAAUUUGGAUGUGUUCAACUUUCACCCAAUUUUUUUUAUUGUAUUCUUUAAUCCUCCUUGGCACCUAUUUCUUUAUUGACCUGCACUGCACUUCAAGAGCUUCAUUCUACCAGCCAGGUUUUUUUUAUCACACUAUAUUCUGAAAUUCUUAUAAAUGACUGGAAAGAGUCAAAGAAUUAAAAAUACCAAGGAGUUUAUUAAUUUCUGUGGAGAGAUGAAAGCUUUCUUUUGGACACAAGAUCGCCUCUGUAUCGCAAUAGAGAUGCUCAAGAAAAAAAAAAUUAACCAACCUUCCAGAGAAGCUUUCAUUACAGGUAUGCACAUAUAUCUAGCUUUUUCGAUAGUUUUUUCCAAGUACGAUGACUCGUAGAAACGUGUUUAAUAGGGAAUGAUCUACAUAUUUUUGAUUGAAAGUAUUCAAAUAUUCAUGGUAGGCCCAUGUAUCAUUUUCAUAUUUUUGAGACCAAAAAGCCUAAAAUUGUGCAUCCCCUAAAGCUUCAAUUUUUAAAUCAUCGCAGAUAACAAAAUUAUCUCAAAUUAACUCAUAGUGGAAACCAAGCUUAAGAGCACAUCAAAAUCUUUGCAAGACAUUAUCAAGAACCUCUGAUAUUUGUCACCUUCUUCCAAAAAAAAUUCUUGCAAAAGCAUGUUAUCAACUCCCAGCUCAUUUCUUUGGCUGAAUGAGCUGGGAGCGAUUGCAAUCACAGCGGGAGCAGCAACACAUUCUUCAUUGGACUCCAAAUGAGGGAGUGCUUUAAAAAGUGUUUCGAUUUAGUGAGUGAGUGUCAAUGGAGACAUUCUUUCAUUUAAAUGAACUAUUUGUUUUAUAGAAUUCAAUUAAAUGCAUAGCAUAUUUUAGCCUUUACACUAGCCCUCUCAACUAUUCUCUCAAUGUGUUGAAACCAGCAAAUUUGUCUAUUCUGCACCCAUGUCCUAAUUCUUAUUAGAUUUAUUCUACAUCUAAGUUCAUCAGAUGUAUGUCUGUCUUUUAGGCUUCUUCACAGUACACAACCGCAGCCCUCACUGUUUUGGUUUUGCUACUUUACAUCAUACCAUGCAUACAUGGAAGAUAGACUCCAUACUUGGCCAACAAUGGUAUCAGCUUGCUGGUUAGUAAUGGUAAAAGCUCCCUAAACUUGCUCCAUCCACUUCUAACAUUUGCUAUUACCAGUGGCAUAGAUACAGGAGGGGGAGGGGGGUGUCAGAGGGCCAAACCCCUCCUUUAAGGCAAAAUUGCCAUUUGUUGGAAAAUUUCUAAUCUUGUCAGAAAAAAAAUUAUCAUUGUUUUUUGUUCCUUGUAUCAAAUUGUUACAUUUUGGAAAUGAAUAUGACAAUUUAUCUGAUUGAAUUAGUGAGAUGAAAUGAUUUCUUCCAGUUAGGUAUUGCAUUUACAUCUUUCUUCAUGAUAAUAAGAAUUGCAAAUAACAAGAGCCUUAAAAUUGAUCAAAAGUUAAGAACAAGUUAACCAAAGUACAGUAAAGUUAUGAAAUCCCCUUAAACUGUUGCCAAAAUUGAUUUUUUGAGUUCUUUCCAAACACCUCAUUUAAAGAGGAGACUAUCAGAUUAUUUUUGCAGUAUGAUUGUUGUAACAUGACUUUCUAUGGAUGACAAGAGUUUGUUUCCUGGCAUAGUUCAGUUCUAUUGGCCUGAUGUUAUGUUUGAAAUAAUGAGAAAAUGUUAGCUAUUCUAGAUAUUUGUCAGAAUAUCAAUACUUCUAGGCCCCGCCCAUGGACUUCCUUUUUACGCCCCUGGCUAUAUACACUAUCACCAGCACCUCUUGCAAUGAUAUCACAAGGAUAGUAAAAUUUCUGAACUCUGUCAAUAUGAACUCUGUAAUCCAAAUAUACUCUGUCAAUUUGAAAAUUGCCAACUGUCUUAUUCGCUGGGUGCCUCUCGCCAAUAAACUUGUUGUUAUAUUUUAGCUUUCAUGCAAUCUCAACCUAGAUAACCCCUGACAAGAUGAAGUAAGCAAAUAUAAUCUUACUGUUUGUAUAGUAUUUUUAGGUGCUCAUUUAUCAAUUUCUUUAUGUAUUAUUUUUUAACCAUUGGUCUUGUUAUUGGCACAGAUAGUCUUCUCAAAUUGUUUAGGGAGAAAUUUGAGAUACAAGCUUAGCUGAAUUAAAAUGAACUGAACUGACUUUUAUAAUACAAUGAAUUAUUAAGACAAUAAUAUUUAUCACUUGAGGGCAUAUGA